CUAUUUUUUCCCGCUGAUGCCGGCUUUGCUGUCAAAUUUUAAAGAGGCCAGCGACAUCAACGUUUGCAAUUAAACUUAAAUUCUUGUUUUAACUUUAUUUUUUAAAUAAAACAAACAAAUCGGUCAAAAUGUUUGAAGCACGCCUGCUCCGUAGUUCCAUCCUGAAGAAAGUCUUGGAAGCCAUCAAGGAUCUCCUCACUCAGGCCACAUUCGACUGUGAUGACAAUGGGAUACAAUUACAGGCUAUGGAUAACUCGCACGUCUCUUUGGUGUCUCUGACCCUAAGAGCUGAUGGCUUUGAUAAAUACAGAUGUGAUAGAAAUAUUUCAAUGGGCAUGAAUUUAGGAAGUAUGUCAAAAAUUCUUAAGUGUGCGGGAGACAAAGACACAGUCACAAUGAAGGCGCAGGACAACGCUGACACGGUAACAUUUGUGUUCGAGAGUCCCAACCAGGAGAAAGUGUCUGAUUAUGAGAUGAAACUGAUGAAUUUGGACUUAGAGCACUUAGGCAUCCCAGAGACUGAAUACAGCUGCACUAUACGUAUGCCGAGCGCUGAGUUCGCGAGAAUCUGUCGCGAUCUGUCACAGUUCGGCGAGUCUAUGGUCAUAUCCUGCACAAAAGAAGGCGUAAAGUUCUCAGCGAGCGGGGACAUCGGUUCUGCGAACAUAAAGCUGGCGCAAACCGCGUCAAUAGACAAAGAAGAGGAGGCUGUGGUAAUUGAGAUGGACGAACCCGUUACCCUCACCUUCGCGUGCCAGUACCUCAACUACUUCACCAAGGCCACAUCACUCAGUCCACAGGUUCAACUGUCGAUGUCAGCGGACGUGCCUUUAGUAGUCGAAUACCGCAUUCCUGAUAUCGGCCACAUCCGCUACUACUUAGCGCCGAAGAUAGAAGAGGAUGACAGCUAAACUACAGAGAUACACCCAAAUCCAUUGUUAAUUCACUGAUUAUCAUGUUAUAAGUACUGUGUUACAAUCUAAUUGUGAUAUUAUACCGGAGAGAGCUAGUUUUUAAGUUGGUCCAUUUUAUAAUAAUAAAAAAUACAUUAAUUUCUAAA
Molecule: messenger RNA, 1060 nt
Organism: Pararge aegeria (speckled wood butterfly)
Lineage: Eukaryota; Metazoa; Arthropoda; Insecta; Lepidoptera; Nymphalidae
Gene: Pcna
Product: proliferating cell nuclear antigen
Exons: 7
Coding region: 129-911 (260 amino acids)
Biological process (GO): translesion synthesis; leading strand elongation; mismatch repair
Cellular component (GO): PCNA complex
Molecular function (GO): DNA polymerase processivity factor activity; DNA binding
Source: RefSeq, a predicted model, not a curated record